CCGGGGUGAGCUGGCCGAGAGCCCGUUUUCCCUCCGCUUUUGAGCAACUGUUUUAGCCAUGGACGCAAUGCUACUAUGGGUUCGACAGGCCACAGGAGCCUCAGAUACGCCUAAGAAUAGCACAGACACAACAAAUAACGGAGAAAACCCAGAUGGCAAGGGAGAUACCGCAGGAGGGUCCGGAGAGGAUGCCCAUGGGGGUGCCCCAGGAGGCGGAGGAGGUUCCUCAUCAAUUCCCAAUAUCUCUUCGGCGACUUCCAUUCAAACAGGCGUCUCAGACCCGUCUGGUGUGCCUACUACGUCAGGAAGCCAGAGCGAAAACCCGGUCGAUAGUCCAAAUCCUGUGACCAGUAACUGGGCCACUGGAUCCAGAGCCAACUCUACCACGUCAGCCGCACAAACCUCCUCGACUUCUCGGCCUAGCAGUCUUGCAAGCCCUUCAAGCACUCCUGGUACACAAAACGCAAGUAGUGGACUGAGCGGUGGUGGACUUGCAGGAGCCAUCGUAGGGUCUAUCCUUGGGACCUUCAUCCUCACUCUCCUGGGUGCUUUUCUUUUCUUUCGUCGUCGGAGAAAAAACAAAUCUUACGCAGAGUCGACCGGAAUGAAAUCAUCUGAGUCUACCAAAGGACUGGGCCAGAUAUCCUCUCAGCCUGUUCGUUCAUCACAGCCCUCCGUGAAGGGACAUGGCUCGCAUUCUCGCCCUGUGGGGAAGCAAUAUCUGAAUUUAUCUUCAUAUAUCCCCCAGCCGGCCGAUGACGGUACUGUGUCCUCGCGCAUCCAAACCCUUUUCGACCAAGCCAGUCUGCACAUCGACAACUACUAUUCCUCAAGCCAAACCAGAAUUCGGUUGUCUCAAGACCCUGUUGCUGGCUUCGAACACUAUGAUUCCGCUGCCUUGCCUGCCCCGCUGGCCACCAUGCUCGCCAAACCAAGGGCAGAAAGGGCAAUACUUACGCAUGUCUUGGUACGAACCUUGCUGCAGGCGAUUCAACCAGGACAACAAACAGAACGCUUGCUUCCAGCUCCUUAUGUACUAGGCCCACGAGUGAGCACAGAGAACAACAACACCCGCGCCGUAUUCGCCUGGCGUAUGCUCACAGCCCAUCUCCACAAAGCCGGACAACCAGGCCAGGAAACAACCACAGUCUCUGUCUCAGAAAAUACAAUCCAGUCACUGGCUCAGGACUUCUCAACAACCUUUGCGUCUUACAGCGACCCUCACUUUCCUGAGUCCGACCGGCUUGCACAGUUGAGCAGCGUGUUCAGAGCAGCGUCCGAGCUUGGAACUUGGCUGUUCUCUCAGCCGUGCAGUUUUGAUUUCCGCUGGGAUACAAGUUCGGUCUCUUCGGACCAUGUUAUUGUGCUUCCGGCGGUGGUGAAAAUAUCGGAUGAGUUGGGUCAGCGGUUGCCUGCGCCUCGUGUAUUGGUGGAUAAGACGGUUGCACGGAUUUGA
Messenger RNA from Aspergillus steynii IBT 23096, 1456 nucleotides. RefSeq lists its product as uncharacterized. The coding region runs from base 59 to 1456 and encodes 465 amino acids. The transcript is spliced from 2 exons. The record is from RefSeq and is a predicted model, not a curated record. Lineage: Eukaryota; Fungi; Ascomycota; Eurotiomycetes; Eurotiales; Aspergillaceae.